ACCUUCUGAUCCCUUUUGUGUGCUUUAGAUUUGUAAAACUGAGGGAAGGUUUCCCUGAGGAGAAACCUUGCUGCAGCUUAGUUCUUGAAUCCUCUCUGCCGCCCACUAUUUCUUAGUCUUUUCCUACUGCUGCCCUGGCAAGAUUUGGCAAAGAACAAGCUGUUGUCUCAGUACUUGUGCCACCACCAGGGAAAAAGGCCUUCCUACAGAAGGAGCAACAUCAUUAGUGCUUGGAGAAGAACCAUUGAUUUGUACCUGAAUUUAAGCAGCUUCAAAUUUCAACAGUGCAGUCUGCUGCCACAUUUUGGUAAUGAAUUCUUGCUGUUUCUCUUUGCCUAACAAGCACUAAAGACAUUGUGUUAGCAUUGAUUUGAGCUUAGUUUGUGACAGCAUUAGAUACUGCCCAUGAACAAGCCAUUGCUCAAGCUGAAACUUCCUUAGAUUCUCUAUUUGUAUGAAGUUCAAAACAUGGUAUCCAUUGGUUGCCACAUCAUUUGCACAGCAUUGGAUACCACCAGAUUUUCUGUAAAGCACAUCCUAUUGAUUUCGAUUGCUCUCACUUCCAAGUACACAUGCUCAGAAUUACAGCCUGAUUUUAAUUCCCCAGUUACGACCAAGUUAUAAUUGCAUGUAUACAGUGAAUUUCUUUCAACUACUAGAGGUUCAGGAAUUGGGUAGCAUAUGGUGGGUGUCAGCUGCUUGAGGGAGUGUGUGUGGGCAGGAGACUUACCACCCUCCCUGCCUGGAUGUCACAGAUAUAAUAUAGAAGGCUUUUUAUAACACCUUUCGGACUAACAAAUCUUAAAGGGCCUCUUUUGCCCCUCGGCCCCGGUACAAGCACCUAAAGCAAUGACAUUUAGUGUUCUAAUUUCCUGAUACAAACACCAUGUUUCUUUGACGCUAACUAUGCCAGUGAUCAAUCUGAAUCAGCGACUGAGAAGUUUUUGCAAAGGAUGAAAAAUAAACGGAGACAGAGGGAGCAAUAAGGAAAGCUAAAUCGCACUACACAGCCGUCUGCUCUAAAGAGGAGCGCCUCCUUCCAACAGGAAGUACAAGGCAACAAAAGGGGAAGGAAUCGCGGGCCUUGGUACAGCCCCCUUUGCGUUCCUCUCACGUUGCGAUGGAUGUUUUUAGUUGCAGUUGAAUCCAGCGGUGCAGAUCCGGGCAGCCGGCGGGGCGGCUUCGAUCCUCCUUUUCAAGCCGCCUUUGAAAUCUCCAUGUUAUUAUUUAUGCUGACGAUGUGAUUGCCCUUGACUGCAGAUCCAAAGCUAAGUGGAGUUCCCUGGUACACUGAUAAUAAACCAUCCUGUGCAGGAAUGAGGUUCUAUCACACGUGCAAGCUACCUGGAAGAAUCAUGGGGAUCCGGCUCCUUCACUUCUCUUCUGUUGUGAUCCUUUUGUUGCUCCUGGUGGCAGGUGCAUUAACUGCUUUGCUGCCUAAUAUUAAGGAAGAUAAAAUGCUUACUUUGAGAAGAGAAAGGAAAUCCCAGAGCCAGUCUGCUUCGGAUUCCUUUACUCUCAUUAUGCAGACAUAUAACCGAACCGACUUGCUCUUGAAGCUACUGAAUCACUAUCAAGCCAUCCCUCAUUUGCAUAAAGUGAUUGUUGUAUGGAAUAACAUUGGGGAGAAAACACCCGAGGAAAUCUGGAACUCCCUGGGACCACAUCCUGUCCCGGUUAUCUUCAAAGUGCAAACAGUCAAUCGCAUGAGGAACAGGCUUCAAGUUUUCCCUGAGCUAGAAACAAAAGCUGUUCUGAUGAUGGAUGAUGAUACCCUGAUUAGUGCCUAUGACCUAGUUUUUGCUUUCUCCAUUUGGCAGCAAUUUUCAGAUCAGAUAGUGGGAUUUGUUCCUAGAAAGCACGUGCCUAGUCCUUCAGGGAUAUACAGCUAUGGAAGCUUUGAACUGCAAACUCCCACCAUUGGAAAUGGGGACCAAUAUUCUAUGGUUCUCAUAGGAGCAGCCUUCUUCAGCAGUGAAUACCUAGAACUAUUUCAAAAACUACCUGAAGCUGUGCGCAAUAUGAUAGAUGAGACUCAAAAUUGUGAUGAUAUUGCCAUGAAUUUCUUAGUGGCCAAACAUACCGGAAAACCUUCAGGGAUAUUCGUGAAGCCAGUAGACAUCAGGAAUUUAGAAAAAGAGAGUAACAGUGGCUAUUCUGGAAUGUGGCAUCGGGCUGAACACUUGCUCCAGAGGUCCUACUGCCUAAAUAAAUUGGUCAGUAUCUAUGGCAACAUGCCCUUAAAAUACUCUAACAUUAUGAUUUCUCAGUUUGGUUUCCCAAACUAUGCCAAUCACAAGACUAAAAUGUAAGAAGGUGCUGCAAGGAAAUGCUUCAACAUGCUUCCAAGCCAUUGAAAUGGUAACCUAAGUAGAGAAGUAAAUAUGUACGGCUGUACACUAUUUGGAGAUUGUUUCUGCAAAAGCUUUUUGGGGAUGUGAAGUCUGGUUGAAGUGUUGCAUCUCUGUGGCUCAGCAUGCAAAAAGCUUCUUCAGUUGGCUCUGUCAUUUAUCCCAGUUUCAGUCAAACCCAUCCACUUACUUGCAUGACGUUGGAGCAUCCCAGAAAUGCAGAAGCAUUUACCUGAUCAGUAUCUCCAAUACAUUGUCAGCAAAAGCUGUUCAGCCCACAAGAAUGUUUAGUACAGGCCUGUCCGCCCACAUUUAUUGAUGUUUGUUAUUUGUGGCCUAAAAUAAGAACAGGUUUUUGUAACAUUUUCCCCAGCAGUUUUGCUUACCAUGGAUAAACAGGCCGGCGAUUGUUUGCAAAUUUGCACAUAACAUUUAACAGUCAUUGCAGUAUCAGUCCUUUCACCCAUGGAAAUGCAGAAUCAAAAAUGUUCCAAGAAGAGUACUUUUCCAUUUCAGGUACAUUUAAAAUCAUUCUCCUUUGCUCUGAAUGCUGAUGAUGAUGAUGAUGAUGAUGAUGAUGAUGAUGAUGAUGAUUAGUAGGGCCAAAUAUUCAAGCAAGUGCACACAUAUGUUGGCUUGUGUUCAUGUGCGGAAUUUCUCACCCACCUUGUAAAUGUGUUUGCCAUCCACUUCGUUGACUCUGUUUAUCUUAGCAAUGGUCGUUUGCAUUAUGAGAGAGCUUCAUUACAUUUCUCAGGCCAAGGGCUACUGUCAAACGCUUGCAGAGUUUCCUGGUCCUGACAUAACUACGAAGCAAUUCCAAGCUUGUACAUCGUGUACUUUGACUUGCUGCUCUUUGGUCUGAAAUGUUCCUGAUCUCCAACAUGAGGGACCAGCUUCAUCCUCUGUCAAAAAAGCCUAUAAAGGCUGGCUCCUAAGGAUGGGUGUUCAUGGAGAUACAAAAGCAAGACUUUCUGAAGGCAAUGUGGCUGGGCAGACUUAGUAGAAGCAGUCAGGGCCAUUGGCUGCGUUCUGGGGGUCUGUCUUCUCCAUUGUCUGUUCUUCCUUCUGCUGGAGAGCCUGGAAUCCAGAUUGCCCAUAUAGUGCAUGUUCCAUGUAUGUACAGCCAUGGGUUUUUCUUAUCACAGUGGCAGCCUCUCCCUCUAUAUGUACAAGCCUCCACCAGAGAAGUUACUGGAUCCUGUCUCCGAAUCUAUUUUCCCACGGCCCAAUCUAUUCCCCAAAGGCCCAAGUGUCUGUCAAAAUGGAAAGGCUUUUUCCUAAGUUUAAUUGCCAUGCAGGAGGUGAUUUUUGAGGCGAAUCGCAGCCAAGAAAUGAAUAGCUCCCUUUGUUGCCCAGGAUUUGCCCUCCACAUGGCAGUCCUUCCCAGGACUGGGGAGGAAUGUCUCCCCAAUUCCUCCCUUAACCCUAAGCCAAUUAAGCCUGUGGGCUCAGGACUCUAAUCUUUGAAGUGCCUAGCAGUAUCCCUAAUCUCCACCAUGUUUAAACACAGCUUUGCUGUUCAGAGGGGACCUACUGGAACAAACCAUUUAAAUAGAAGCGUGCAAGGUGUGUGCUGUUCUUUACCUGAUCAGCACAAGCAAAGCAUGCUUAACUGUGGAGGAUUACGGAUUCCACCUGGGGUGCAUCAGCUACAGUAGUGAUGUGCAGCUCACCGUGUUUUGUCUUGGCACCUGUCCUGUACACCUGCAGGCCAUAGGGGCUCAUCAACCAUGCAGGCUACAAAAGGGGGACUUGUCUCUUCUAUCUGGCAGACUAUGGUCAUCCUGGAGCUCAACUCUGUUUCUUUGUCUGGUGUCACAAUGCGUGUGCAUUAUUUUGGCAUCCUAUAGAUAUCUGUCUGUAACUGGUGGCUGAUUACUGCCUUCAGAGAAAUAAAUAUUACUUUAUGCCUGGCUCUAGAAUCGGAGCUAAACUACCAUAUUAAGGUGCUGCAUUUCCUACUUACAUUCAUUCAGCUAAGCUUACUUUUAUAUCUUACGUUUUGUAUUUUAAUUCUUGCAUUCUGUUCAAGAAAUAAGCUAGAAAGACACUGUGAUGUUUAAAAUAUUUAUGUUGUAGAAUUCAGUGGCACCUGCUGGUAUGGCUGCCCUACAUCAGUUGUAUUUGGUUCAGAAUGUAUUUUACCUCCCAAAUCUGGUACAUUUUGCUUUUUUAUAUUAAUAUGCUGUUGGGGUUUUUGUUUUGUUUUCUUCAUCUUUACUUUCUAACAGAAUGCCUAAUAAAAAUGCAUAAAGAUGA
Varanus komodoensis (Komodo dragon) is the source of this 4613-nucleotide messenger RNA. RefSeq names its product exostosin like glycosyltransferase 2 (gene EXTL2). The record is from RefSeq and is a predicted model, not a curated record. The transcript has 5 exons. Lineage: Eukaryota; Metazoa; Chordata; Lepidosauria; Squamata; Varanidae. The coding region runs from base 1317 to 2312 and encodes 331 amino acids. Gene Ontology annotation, cellular component: membrane. Gene Ontology annotation, molecular function: glycosyltransferase activity.